AAUUAUCACUUCAAGUAUUACUUAAUCAUGAUAUUACAACAAUAACGCCAGAUAAUCUAGCUUUAGAACAUAAACACAUUUCGUCCUUUUUUAGCACGUCGUGGCAAGGUGAUUUUUUCUCGCUUUUUAACGCGUCAAACAAGUACAUCGAGUCGUUCACCGGAAUCUGUGUCUCUUAAGUCCGACCAAAAGAUAUUCUUCGACGAUGACGAUAAUCAAGUCCGCUCUGGUGCAAACGCAAGUGGGAGUAGAUCGCGAUGCGAAUUUGAAAAACGCCAAGAAAUUCAUCGAGGAAGCUGCGAAGGGCGGCGCAAAAUUGAUCUGCCUCCCAGAAUGCUUCAACUCUCCAUAUGGGGUGAAGUUCUUUGAUAAGUAUGCUGAGUGCGUCCCGAAUGGCCCAACCUGUGAAAUGUUGUCUAAUGUAGCCAAAGACAACCAAAUUUAUUUAGUUGGAGGAACCAUUCCAGAGAUCUACGAAAACAAGUACUACAACACUUGCACUGUGUGGAAUCCAUGUGGUGAGAUGAUUGCCAAGUACAGGAAGAUCCACCUCUUCGAUAUUGACAUUCCUGGUGGUAUAACAUUCAAGGAAUCUGACAUCCUAUCACCUGGUAAAGAACUGGCGACUUUCUGCAUUGAUGAUGUGAAAAUCGGCUUGGGAAUUUGCUACGAUAUGCGUUUUGAGGAGUUGGCCAAACUCUACAGGCUCAUGGGAUGCAGCAUGAUCAUCUAUCCGGGAGCGUUCAACAUGACAACCGGUCCAAUGCAUUGGGAACUGCUGCAGAGGGGCAGAGCUUUGGACAACCAGAUCUACGUGUGCGCUAUCAGUCCGGCAAGAGGCACUCAAGGAUACAUCGCUUGGGGUCAUUCGCAGUUCACGAAUCCGUGGGGAAAAGUGAUCUGCCAAGCCGAUCAUACCGAAAAAGUCGUUCACUGCGAUCUCGACUUCAAAGAGUGCGACGUUGUCAGACAGCAAAUUCCGAUCUUCAAGCAAAGGAGAUGCGACGUCUACGAUACCAUCAACAAAAUCAAUUAGUCAUCGUCUUAAUGCAACUGUUUAAUAAACCAUUUUACAGAAAUCAUGUUUUUAAAAAAAAA
This is a messenger RNA of Nicrophorus vespilloides, 1098 nucleotides long. Its product is annotated as omega-amidase NIT2. Lineage: Eukaryota; Metazoa; Arthropoda; Insecta; Coleoptera; Silphidae. Gene Ontology annotation, cellular component: mitochondrion. Gene Ontology annotation, biological process: oxaloacetate metabolic process; L-glutamine metabolic process. Bases 206 to 1036 code for a protein of 276 amino acids. The transcript is spliced from 2 exons. The record is from RefSeq and is a predicted model, not a curated record. Gene Ontology annotation, molecular function: omega-amidase activity.